UUGUCCUGACAGCUGAUGCAAAGCAAACUUCUAGUCCUGAGGGAAGCAGAGCUCAUCACAGGCUGUUCAGACUACUCAGCACAGAGGACCAAUGCGGAGAGAAGCAAAAAUCAGCUGAGAACAAAUCAAGAGAUACUGAGCAGAAACCAAUGGGAAGCAAAACAGCCAAUUGGGGCCUGGUUUACAUCUGAGCACCACAAAGCCUUUUACAGCUGGGAUUGUCAAGCACAGCAGGAGGAAUUCCAUGUAUCAGAGGCAGAGAAUAAGAGAGAGGAGCUGCAGCAGCAGCAGCAAGGGACACCCUGGCAGGCAGAGAUCCUAAAGGAAAGCACAGAGAGGGACGGCGUGUCCAAUGGGAGUUCUGUCAUCAUGGCUGCUCUUUACCAGAGCACAGACUCGUCUUCCCCAAAUAAAUUUUUGGCCCUUAAAGACGUCAGAGAAGUGAAGGAAGAGACCACUUUGGAUGAAAGGCUUUUCUUAUUGGCCUGCGAGAAAGGUGAUUACUAUAUGGUGAAAAAGCUUUUGGAAGAAAACAGCUCAGAAGAACUGAACAUCAAUUCAGUGGAUGUACUAGGGAGAAAUGCCAUCACUAUUUCCAUUGAAAAUGAGAACUUGGAUAUCCUGCAGCUUCUCCUCAAUUAUGGUUGCCAGUCUACUGAUGCCCUCCUUGUGGCAAUUGACUCUGAGGUGGUGGGAGCUGUGGAUAUCUUGUUAAAUCAUCAACCAAAAUGGAGAACAAGACCAACUAUUGUAAAACUUAUGGAGCGAAUUCAAAAUCCAGAAUAUUCCACCACCAUGGAUGUGGCUCCUGUAAUCCUGGCUGCUCACCGGAAUAACUACGAGAUUCUUACCAUGCUUCUGAAACAGGAUGUCUCUCUCCCAAAGCCUCAUGCUGUGGGCUGUGAGUGCACCCUUUGUACAGCCAAGAACAAGAAGGACAGUUUGAGACACUCCAGGUUUCGACUUGAUAUCUAUCGAUGCCUGGCCAGUCCAGCUCUAAUUAUGCUGACUGAGGAGGAUCCAAUUCUGCGGGCCUUUGAACUCAGUGCAGAUUUAAAAGAGCUUAGCCUUGUAGAAGUGGAAUUUCGAAACGAUUAUGAAGAACUUGCUCAAAAGUGUAAGACAUUUGCUAAAGACUUGUUGGCCCAGGCCCGGAAUUCUCGAGAGCUGGAAGUCAUCCUAAACCACCAAUCGAGUGAUGAGCCUGUAGACAAGAGAGGGCUGCUUGAGGAGCGCAUGAACUUGAGCCGAUUGAAACUCGCUAUCAAGUACAAUCAAAAGGAGUUUGUAUCCCAGUCCAACUGCCAGCAAUUUCUGAAUACUGUCUGGUUUGGCCAAAUGGCAGGGUACAGACGGAAACACACCUGCAAAAAGAUAUUGAUUGUCCUUACCGUUGGAAUUUUUUGGCCAGUCCUCUCCGUGUGCUACUUGCUAGCUCCCAAAUCCCAAGUUGGACGUAUAAUUCAUACCCCGUUUAUGAAAUUUAUUAUACAUGGAGCUUCUUACUUCACUUUCCUGCUGCUUCUUAACCUAUAUUCUUUGGUUUACAAUGAGGAUAAGAAGAACACCAUGGGGCCAGCGUUAGAGAGAAUCGAUUUCCUUCUUAUUAUGUGGCUGAUAGGGAUGGUUUGGUCUGAUGUGAAGCGGCUCUGGUAUGAUGGACUGGAGGAUUUUUUAGAAGAAUCCCGAAAUCAGCUUAGCUUUGUCAUGAAUUCCUUAUACUUGGCCACCUUUGCCCUGAAAGUAGUGGCUCACAACAAGUUCCAUUCUAUUGCAGAGAGGAAGGAUUGGGAUGCUUUUCAUCCAACGCUGGUAGCAGAGGGUCUAUUUGCAUUUGGCAAUGUGCUCAGCUACCUCCGUCUCUUCUUCAUGUACACGACCAGUUCAAUCCUGGGACCACUUCAGAUUUCCAUGGGUCAGAUGCUGCAAGACUUUGGGAAGUUUCUGGGCAUGUUCCUUCUUGUGCUGUUCUCCUUCACCAUCGGUCUUACCCAGCUGUAUGAUAAAGGCUACACCACCAAUGAGCAGAAGGACUGUGUGGGGAUUUUCUGUGAGCAACAAAGCAAUGACGCUUUCCACUCGUUCACUGGGACAUGUUAUGCUCUGUUUUGGUACAUCUUUUCCUUGGCACACGUGGCUCUUUUUGUCACUAGGUUCAGUUUCAGCGAAGAGCUUCAGUCUUUUGUAGGAGCACUCAUUGUAGGAACAUACAAUGUGGUUGUUGUGAUUGUGCUCACCAAGCUCCUAGUAGCUAUGCUUCACAAAAGCUUCCAACUUAUAGCUAAUCAUGAGGACAAGGAGUGGAAGUUUGCCCGGGCCAAGCUCUGGCUGAGCUACUUUGAUGACAAAUGCACGCUGCCUCCACCCUUCAACAUUGUUCCUUCUCCCAAGACUAUCUGCUAUCUUUUCAACAGCAUCAGUAAAUGGAUCUGCUCUCAUACAACUACUGGGAGGGUCAAACGUCAGAACAGCCUUAAGGAGUGGAAGAGCCUGAGGCAGAAGCGGGAUGAGAACUAUCAGAAAGUGAUGUGCUGCCUUGUGCAUCGCUAUCUCACCUCCAUGAGACAGAAAAUGCAAAGCACUGACCAGGCCACCGUGGAAAACCUAAAUGAGCUCCGUCAGGAUCUCUCAAAAUUUAGGAAUGAGAUGAGGGACCUGCUUGGCUUCCGCACCUCCAAAUACGCGAUGUUCUACCCAAGGAACUAGGAUGGUAAUGUAAUAACAGGUUGCUAUGGGCUGCUGGACCUAGCGCAGACUUUACGCCUGUUAUAACAUUACCCACUAGGAGUUUCACUUACUGACUUUGCUGAGAUUCUUUUCCAUCAAAAGGUGACCUAUGCCUUCCUACACUUCCUUUGGUCAGUAUUUUCAGUCACAUUUGGUGUUAUUCACAGGCAAUUAUCUAUUCCUAGAGUAAUAUAUAUUAUUUAUUAUUAUAUUAGUUCCAUGUUUUAUGGUUUUUUUUCAUUAUAUGGAUUAGUUAUAUACAUGAACCCGUAUUUGCAUUCACACAGGGUUAUAUAACAAUAGACACUCAAUUUGCACAAGGCCAGGCUAAGGGCCACUUUUAAGGGAGGGCAUCAGAGAUGUCCCUUUGGAAUAUACAUCAGGCAUGUACAACCUGUAACCCUAUAAGUGCACGUGCCCAGCUGGGCAUCCCUUAUUAUUGUAUUCUAACUCCCUCCCAAGAUGUGCGCCUUAGAUCUGCUCUGUAUUGCAAACCCCCACCCAUCUCUAACUGGUCCUGCCCAUAUAAUAUUUACCACUAAAUAUACUUGAUACAUGCCUUUAACCCUUUACAUGCUGAACUUCAUAAAUUGACACCAACAAUAUUCUGUCGCUCCUUAAGCCAAGCUGCAACACUUUUGCCAGUAAACAUCAUAGGCCAUUGUAAAAGUCUCUUACCCAUUUACAAUAUGCAGUGUCGCACAAAAUCAGAGCACCGCACUAAUGAUGUUUUAUAUUCAAUUCUGAUGGACAUUUAUUUUUUCCUUACUUUGAAUUAGCCAUCAGUUAAUUGGAGCUUUUAUUUAGGGUACGUAGCCAUGUUUGCUGUGCUGUGCAUUUUUUUCCAAUGUUGAUUGAUUUCCCUUCGUCCUGUGGGUUUGUGCCCAAGGGUACAUUCACUAAUGCUGUAUAAUCAUCCCAAGCAAUUCUAUCCAAAUCCAGCAAAACUGAAUAUACACAAGAGUGAACCUUUGUUAGUCUGUAAGAUAUAGAACUGUAUAUAGAAAGAGCUUUUAUGUUUCUAUUGUAUCCAGAGCCAGUGCAGCAGUCAUAGCACCCAGCAUGAUUGCUGUAAGAAACUGAUGUACGUAUCAGGUGACAUUUAAUAAACUGUGAAAUACUGAAUGGUUUUUGAUGCCAAAACAAGGAUUUGAGUCAUAUGAAUGGUUUUCCAUGCCAUGAUCAUACCCACAGAAGCACACUGAAACACAGCAGAUAAGACACGGCAGUGGACUGAAAUGCUGCAUCAAUUCGAUGUUUCAGUCUGUUCACGUGGGUAAAAGAGAAGAAAGGGAGGAUCACGUAACUCCUGCGUUCCCAUUUGUGCAUAAGGGCUUGCACUUCUCUUCUGAGGCUGGGCAGCCUUUAUGUAGAUUCACAAUAUCCCAACGUGCAUGGGGAAAUGUUGGUCUGUUUUGACUUUCAGUAAGAGUCUAAUUUAGACUUUUUUGCCUUGUUUGAAUUUUUUCCCCCAUUAUUUUGGAACACUUAUAAAAAGAGUAAUUUUCCACUCUGGUUCUUAUUAAAGAGUUAAAAGUUUCAUUCUG
Molecule: messenger RNA, 4274 nt
Organism: Xenopus tropicalis (tropical clawed frog)
Lineage: Eukaryota; Metazoa; Chordata; Amphibia; Anura; Pipidae
Gene: trpc1
Product: transient receptor potential cation channel, subfamily C, member 1
Exons: 13
Coding region: 16-2706 (896 amino acids)
Biological process (GO): calcium ion transmembrane transport
Cellular component (GO): membrane; plasma membrane
Molecular function (GO): calcium channel activity
Source: RefSeq, a predicted model, not a curated record